AUGGAUAGCAAUUCACCCAAUCCGCAGCAAAGUGGCAGUGGUCCGAUUCCGAGUGGCAGUAAUGAAAGGGACAUUGCCAACAGAAGAAAUCGUCUAAUGCGCAUAACGCAACGUACGAUUGAUACAGACGAUAGUAGUCGAAGCAGUAGCAGCAGCAGCAACUUUAGCGAUAUGGAAGAUAACAAUAAUGAAGUAGACGAACGAAGCGAACAACAUGAUUUGGCACCAAAUAGCGCAAUUACCGAGCAUGGCCCCAAUGGUGAGGAAUUGCCAGAAGAUGAAGCAGCACGACUGUUCGAAGACUACAUCCGCGAACGCGAAUCUGCUGCGACGGAAAUUUACAACACAGAACUUCCCACGGAACACGCGUACCUUGGCAAGAUGGAGCGAGUGGAAGGGGUGGAUUAUCUGGAACCGGGCAAAACAUACCGCCUCCCAAUAUACAGCCACCAUUCGAUUGUGUAUCCGGGCGAAAUUGUUCCACUUAUGCUGAACGAUUCAAACUUUUACAGCGGAGGUUCGAGCGACUCCUCCGAUGGGCUAAAGUUUGGUUUGGUGUUUCAAAAUCAGUACAGCACUAGCGGACGCGUGUACGGUGUAACGUGUCAGGUGUAUGAGCGUGGUGCUGAAGGAUUGUCGGCUCUCCUAAAAACGGUUGCCCAGCAACGGUUUUACAUCGUACGACAUUCGCAGGAGCGACGGGCGGACGUAAAAAUUCUACCCGAAAUCGUACUACCCGAUCCGCUGAUCAGCUGUUGCUCAAAUGCCAUGGUACGGUACGCAUACAGCAGUCGGAAGGACCGAUUGACGAGCUUUAAGCGGUUGCUGACGCAAACGACGGUUUGGCCCCAGUUCGUGUACGAUCAGUAUGACACGAAGGAGGUGAUGGCAAAGGUUGAACGGUUUCUUUCGUCACUCAACAUUACCAGCGUGCAAACCGAUAAGGUGAAGCUAUCGUUCUGGUUGGCACGAAAUAUUCCGCUGACGGAGGAAUAUCGGAAGAUGAUCUUCUGCACCGAUUCCGUACUGCGUCGUAUGUUGAUCAUCAAUAAGGCGCUCGAUCACAUGUGGUAUUUUAUUUGCAAGCGAUGCGAAAGCGAGAUCGCUAACUAUGAUGAUAUGUUCGCUAUGUCGAAGCAGGGUGUGCAAACAAGCUACUGCAACCCGUCCGGCUACGUGCAUGACACGCUAACCGUCCACAAGACGAAGGAAAACUCGACUCUUCCCGUUGAGCGGCCCUCAACGAACUUUAGCUGGUUUCCGGGCUACUCUUGGCAAAUUAUAGUUUGUGCGAACUGUCGGCAGCAUCUUGGCUGGAAGUUUGUGGCGGAGAAGAAGAACGUUCUACCCAAAAGUUUCUACGGGCUGUCCGGUACGAACAUUACGGUGAAAUCCCACGGCGAUCUGAAGAAGACUGAGGAUGAGUUUGACGUCACCGCUAGAACACCAGCGAGCGAUGAGCAGUUAGAUUACGAAGAACUUUCCGAGUUUGACUCCAGCACUGAUGAGGAGCUGUAUUGA
Anopheles marshallii is the source of this 1521-nucleotide messenger RNA. RefSeq names its product protein cereblon (gene ohgt). The transcript has 5 exons. Bases 1 to 1521 code for a protein of 506 amino acids. NCBI's taxonomy places the organism in Eukaryota, Metazoa, Arthropoda, Insecta, Diptera, Culicidae. The record is from RefSeq and is a predicted model, not a curated record.